Molecule: messenger RNA, 1160 nt
Organism: Triticum aestivum (bread wheat)
Lineage: Eukaryota; Viridiplantae; Streptophyta; Magnoliopsida; Poales; Poaceae
Product: ethylene-responsive transcription factor 1
Exons: 2
Coding region: 30-986 (318 amino acids)
Biological process (GO): regulation of DNA-templated transcription; ethylene-activated signaling pathway
Molecular function (GO): DNA binding; DNA-binding transcription factor activity
Source: RefSeq, a predicted model, not a curated record
AACCCAACGGAAAAAGCAAAGAGAGAACGAUGUGCGGCGGCGCCAUCCUAGCGCAGCUGAUCCCGCCGUCGGCGGGCCGUGCCCCGAAGCAGGUGGCCGCCGGCGGGGUCGCGCCCAAGAAUGGCGGCAUGAGCAAGAGGCACCACAGCAGCACCCCCGAUGUCGACGACUUCGAGGCCGCCUUCGAGGACUUCGAGGACGACGUCGACCUGCAGGCGGAGGACGACGGCGACGACCAUGCCGUUUUUGCAUCCAAGCCCGCCUUCUCCACGGCCUACUAUGAUGGCCGCGCGGCGCAGGCGGCCAGCAGGAAGAAGAGCGUCCGCCGCCUCCACGGCAUCCGGCAGCGGCCGUGGGGCAAGUGGGCGGCGGAGAUCCGCGACCCGCACAAGGGCACCCGCGUCUGGCUCGGAACGUUCGACACGGCCGAUGACGCCGCCCGGGCCUACGACGUCGCCGCCCGCCGCCUCCGUGGCAUCAAGGCCAAGGUCAACUUCCCCGACGCGGCGAGGGCCGGGGCGCGCUCGCGCCGCGCCAGCCGGAGAACUGCGCAGAAACCGCAGUGCCCGCCUGUGCGGACGACGGCGUACUCUGCCACCGCAGCUGCACACGCACACGUAGUACAGGCGGAGCAGGACGCUAUGAUGAUCAAACCUGAGCUGAUGGAGUUUUUUGAUGCGGACGCGUUCGUCGACCUGACCGCCGCCGUCGCCGCGCUGCCGCCUGUCACUGGCGCGAAGAAGCCGAUGGUCGAUGAGGAUUCGUCGGAUCGGAGCGGCGGCUGCGCCAUGCUGGUGUUCGCCGACGAGCUUGGGUUCGAUCCGUUCACGCUGUUCCAGCUCCCCUGCUCGGACACCUACGAAUCCAUCGACAGCCUCUUCGCCGGGGACGCCGUCAUCCAGGAUGCCCUCGGCGUGGACACUGGCAUGGAGGGCGUCAGCCUCUGGAGCUUCGAGGAGUUCCCCAUGGACAGCGCCAUUUUUUGACGUGUCCGUGCGAUGCGCCCGAUCGGUUGUAAGAAUCUCCAUCUGGCAUCUUGUUCCAUGGUGCACAGAACCUUGCUGAGACCAGAUUCUGUUUCUUGGCCAAGAACGAAGGAAGGGCGCAGCCGAGCUAUUUUUUUUUAAAUAAUACACUUUUUUAUGAAUUUUCAAAAAUAU